Messenger RNA from Lolium rigidum, 3156 nucleotides. RefSeq names its product squamosa promoter-binding-like protein 1. The record is from RefSeq and is a predicted model, not a curated record. The transcript has 11 exons. Gene Ontology annotation, molecular function: DNA binding. The coding region runs from base 370 to 3090 and encodes 906 amino acids. Gene Ontology annotation, cellular component: nucleus. NCBI's taxonomy places the organism in Eukaryota, Viridiplantae, Streptophyta, Magnoliopsida, Poales, Poaceae.
UAUACAUGCCGGCGCGGGGAGGUCCUGCCUCCCCGAGGUACUUUCGCCCCAGGUCUCCCCAAUCCUCAGUCCACCCCAUCUUCUGCUCAAGUCCAACCAACUCCACUCCGCCGCCCCAUGUCCAUGACCGGGGAGAUGAUGAGGCUGCUUCCUACCCUGCCCAAUUCUUGACCUGACUUUAUCUCUCAUCCCAGAAUCAAGAUUAGUUCCAAGAUAGCAACAGUUAGGUCGGUCUCCUAUGCUGAUUUGUGUGUGUUCAACUUCAAUCCCGCCGCGGCUGAUGCAAUUUUAGUCGGGGAUGCAGUUGAAAUUCGAGAUCUUUGGUUGCCCGUGCCAAUAACAGGAGGAUCCAGAAAGGGUAGGGGCUAAAUGGAAGCCAGGUUCCUGCAGGAAGGCGGCCAAACUGGUUUGGAGAAAAUGUCCAGUGGUCUCAAGAACAAGAAGAAGGGCCACGAGUGGGAUUUGAACGACUGGAGAUGGGACAGCGACAUGUUCCUCGCCACGCCCUCAUCAAAUUCCGACGCUCCGUCCGGGCGUGGCAGCAGGGAGCUGGAGCGAGCUGAUGAGGGUACCAGUUUUGGUGUUGCUGACAAGAGGAGGAGAGUUUCAACGGCAAAUAACAAUGAGGGAUGCAGCAUUGCUGUGGUCACUAACGGGGAUCAUGACAGGAUUGUUGUUAGGAGAGGACAGAGCAGCGAAGAAGAGAGACCUCUAAAUGCAGCAGGUGCAUGUUCUAGUUCUGCUCCAUAUUGCCAAGUUGACGGCUGCCACGCUGAUCUCCGCAGCGGCAGGGACUACCACAAGAGGCACAAAGUGUGUGAAGUACAUACCAAGUCCACUCUUGUUCGUAUAAAAAACAUAGAGCAUCGGUUCUGUCAGCAAUGCAGCAGGUUUCACCUUCUUCAAGAAUUUGAUGAAGGGAAGAAGAGCUGCCGCUCACGUCUGGCAAAACAUAAUGGAAGGAGAAGGAAAACCCCAGCCCAGGCUGGGAAUUCCUCAAGUGAAAAUCAUUCUCUAACAAACACCUUACUCCUCCUGUUGAGACAACUUGCUGGACAAGAUUCUGGUAGCUCAUCUGAGCAAAUCAAUGGUCCGAACUAUUUGGUUAAUCUUUUGAAAAACCUUGCUGCUAUUUCUAGCACACAGACAUAUCAAGAUAUGCUAAAGAAUGCAAGUUCUGCUGCAAUAUCAUCAAAUGCUGGCAACUAUGUUGUGAAUGGAUUUACCAUACAAGAGCAAGCUGGACAACCAAUUCCUGGAACUGAAUCCUCUGCAGAAGAGCCUCCAGUAAAAAGACACAUGAAGAAUUUUGAUCUGAAUGAUGCUUAUGUCGAAGAUGAUGAGAGCCGAACAGAUAAAAUUGUCUUCAAGCUCUUUGGGAAAGAGCCAAACGAUUUUCCUACCGAUCUACGUGCACAGGUCAUUUACCAUAUGCAAACUGGAAUAGUGUGUCUCUUAACAAAUUUAUCUCACAAGUCUUUUUUACCAAAUCGUUGCUAUUUGCAGAUCCUUAACUGGUUAUCACAUUACCCAAGUGAUUUGGAAAGCUAUAUUAGGCCUGGUUGUGUCAUUUUAACUAUUUACCUUCGCCUUCCUAAUUGGAUGUGGGAUAAGCUUAAUGUCGAUCCAGCUCCUUGGAUAGAAAAUCUUAGUAGCAUAUCGACUCAUGGUUUCUGGGAAACAGGAUGGCUAUAUGCUAGGGUGCAGGACCACCUGACAUUAAGUUGCAAUGGCAGGCUUAUGUUAGUGUCUCCCUGGCAACCCAUAAUAGGUGACAAGCAUCAGAUACUGUCUGUAACUCCUAUUGCAGCUGCUUGUUAUUCAACAGCAAACUUCUCAGUGAGAGGUUUCAACAUAGUUCAACCAACCACAAGAUUACUUUGUAUAUUUGGUGGCAAAUAUUUAAUCCAGGAAGCAACAGAAAAACUACAUGAUGAUACUAUGAUGCAGCAAGGCCCUCAAUGCCUGACCUUCUCUUGCUCCUUUCAUAGUACAAGUGGAAGAGGGUUCAUAGAGGUUGAAGAUUAUGAUCAAAGCAGCCUUUCCUUUCCUUUUAUUGUUGCUGAAGAAUCUAUAUGUUCUGAGAUCCGAAUGUUGGAGGGAAAAUUGAACAUAAUUACAUUUGGUGAUACCUUGGAAGAACAAGAGGUCCUGAUGGCUUCUCGCAGCCGUGCCUUAGAGUUUCUACAUGAGAUAGGCUGGUUUCUUCAAAGGAGCCAUGCACGAGCUACAUCUGAGGCUCCACUAUUUUGUACUGAGGGUUUUCCAGUUGCAAGAUUUAGAUGGCUCCUAUCCUUUGCGGUUGAUCAUGAAUGGUGUUCUGUUCUAAAGAAGCUUCUCGACACCUUGUUCCAGGGUAAUAUUGAUCUGGAUGUCCUCUCACCAGUUGAGUUUGUCCUGGGAGAAGGUUUAGUAUUCACCGCUGUCAACAAGCGUUCAAAGCCUUUGGUUAACUUCCUGUUAACAUACACAAUGAAGUCUGCACAGGUGGACAGUGGAGCCGUGGCACCAACUCGGUUCCUGUUCACACCUGACGUAACUGGUUCAUCAAAUAUAACACCUCUUCAUAUUGCAGCUAGCAUCACUGAUGCUGCUGAUGUUUUAGAUGCUUUAACUGAUGAUCCUCAACAGCUAGGAUUGAAAACCUGGAAAAGUGCCCGUGAUGCUACUGGGUACACUCCAGAGGAUUACGCUCGGAGGAGAGGACACAUAUCCUACAUCCAGAUGGUUCAGAACAAAAUCAACAGCAGGUUACCUGAAGCCCACGUGUCUCUUUCCAUGACUAGCAGUCCAUCUACCACUCAUAUACAUGUGGGUCGAUCGAAGUCUAUUAAUCAAGCCGCAUUUCAUGUGGAGAAAAGCAGACAUAACGACAAGCAAUCACCUAGCUGCAGACAAUGUGUCCAGCUCCAGCACAUUGCUUACCAUCCCCGUCCGAACAGGUUCUUGUCGAACAGGCCUGCGGUGCUAUCCUUGGUCGCCAUUGCUGCCGUCUGUAUCUGCGUAGGCUUGAUCAUGCAGAGCCCCCCGAGCGUCGGCGGUGUGAGGGGCCCUUUCAACUGGAACUCUAUGCGUUGGGGCCCCAAGUGAUAAGACUGCCUACUGAGCUAGUCUAUAGACUCCAGAUGCUUGUGCUGUUGCGGACUUCAUAAGCUG